Thermothielavioides terrestris NRRL 8126 is the source of this 1927-nucleotide messenger RNA. RefSeq lists its product as uncharacterized. Bases 171 to 1655 code for a protein of 494 amino acids. The transcript is spliced from 2 exons. Lineage: Eukaryota; Fungi; Ascomycota; Sordariomycetes; Sordariales; Chaetomiaceae. Gene Ontology annotation, biological process: polyketide biosynthetic process. Gene Ontology annotation, molecular function: acyltransferase activity, transferring groups other than amino-acyl groups. The record is from RefSeq and is a predicted model, not a curated record.
UGACGUGGACGCCGCUCGAAGCUACCUGAUCCGCCGGACUCCCCUCGGUGCCCAGCAAAAGCAAUUUGGAAUUUGGGCGUGGUAGCCAAAGCAGCGCUGCGGGCGUAAAAAACGUGAAUCGACUCGCACUGUUGUUGCCCCGUCGGUAUCACCCUCGGCAAUCCGCAGCUAUGGCGGCAGCGGCAGAAUUCGAGGACCUGGGCCUCUCCAUUCUGGGGCUGGGUGCCGAGUACCCUCCCCAUGCGCUCGAGCCGAAGUCGCUGGAUGUGCUGAGCAAGCGCUUCUAUCCAGACUCGCCAGCCAUGCAGAAGGUUCUGUCCAUCAACCGAUACACGGGCAUCGACCAGCGCUCCUCAAUAGGCACGCCCGAUCACCCACUCGUGAACCAGCCGAAUCCUCCCUCGAUUGCCGACAUCCACAACGCUUUCAUGACCUACGGCGUUCCGUUAGCCGUCAGUGCCGCCCGAAAAGCGCUGACCGAGGCGCAUGUCGACGCUGAGCAGGUGACGCACAUGGUCUCGACAACAUGUACAGACUCGGCGAACCCGGGGUACGACCACUUUGUCGCGAAAGAGCUGGGGUUGAACGACAACACGGAAAAGGUCCUCCUCCACGGCGUGGGCUGCAGCGGCGGCCUCGCCGCGCUCCGCACGGCAGCCAACCUCUGUCUGGGGCACACCAUGCGCCGAAAACCGGCGCGCAUCCUCGUCGUCGCCCUCGAAAUCAGCACCACCCUGGUCCGGAGCGAGCUCGAGAGCAUCCACGCCCUCCAAGAAACCCGCAUCGGCGUCGUCCUCUUCAGCGACUGCGCCGGCGCCCUGCUGCUCUCCAACGACAUCCCCUUCCCCGACCCAACCGCCCCGCCCCCGCCACCACCGAUCUACACCCUCCUCGGCUGGCAGCACCGCACCAUCCCGGCCACCGAAUCCGAUCUCGGCUUCAACGUCGACCCGCUAGGCUGGAAAGUCGUCCUCUCCCCGCGCGUGCCCGCCCUGACACAAGCCGUGCUCUCCCCGGUCUUCGCCUCGCUCCUGUCCUCCCUGCCCCCGCUCCCCGCAUCCUACCGCUCCGCCCCGGACUUCGACUGGGCCAUGCAUCCGGGCGGCGCGACCAUCCUGUCGGGCGCCGAGCAGGCCCUGGGGCUCACGCCCGAGCACAUGCGCGCCAGCUACGACACGUACAUCCGCCACGGCAACAGCAGCUCGGCCACGAUCCUCAGCGUGCUGGACCGCCUGCGCGCCAAGGACAUGGACGCGCUGGCGCCCGGCGGCGGGCCGCCGCGCGAGUACGUCGUCGGCUGCGCGUUCGGGCCGGGCAUCGCCGUCGAGAUGUGCAUGCUGAGGCGGAACCUGGACCUCAACCUGCAUCUGGGCGGCGGCGGUCGGUCGGCCUGCCGGCGGCCGGGGAUGGAGACGCCGCCCGAGACGGAGAGCGAGGGCGGUGGUGCGGGCAGCGAGGAUGGGGACGAGGCCAGCGUGGGCGGGGAGGAGGUGGCGAACCGCGCUGAUCAAGCCGCGGAGGGAAGCUUGCGGGGAGAAGGGGCAUCAGAUGCUGGGCGUGGGGAAGGGAAGGGGCCAUUAAACGCGCGUCGGACAGAGCGCGGAGAGGAAGAGGCGUUUGUAAACGAGGCGUUGGAGGGGUUGGAGCUGGAUUGAGGAUUCAAUGGUACUGUAGAUAGAGGAGUCUGUGUGGCUCCAUAGAAGCGCAUGAUUUGAGUGCUAUCUAUUUAUUUACUUGGUAGGUGUACAUUAGAACAGAAAGAUGAUUUUGUGGCGAAAGGGUGAGCCCGGACGGGUAAACAAACAUAGGUAGUGGACUAGGUCGUGACGUCACGAUCGGAUGAUGCGGGAUGUUGUUCCUGGGUAACGCGACACAACUUCUUGUGUUUCUCUCGAGUUGGAACCAAGUCACAAGGCAGACAAGCCAC